AUGGCUACCAUACAGGGAAAAGAAGAAAAGACGAUUGUCGUCGAAGAAAAGGCAGAGGUUUAUACUACCGAUGACUUGGAGCAUGGCUAUGAAACUACGGACGAUGGAUUCGUGCCUCCUGAUGAGAAGGAAUGGCUUAAAUUGCGAUGGAAACUGGAUUUGCGGAUCAUUCCCUACGUCGGUCUUCUUUACCUAUGUUCAUUUUUGGAUCGUGUUAAUAUUGGCAAUGCCAAGGUUGCCGGGUUACAAGAGGACUUGAAUAUGACCGGUAGCGAGUACAAUUUGGCAUUGACCAUUUUUUUCAUUGGCUAUAUCCUCUUUGAGGUGCCGUCUAAUCUUAUGCUCAAGAAAAUCGGUCCUAGCAAAUGGAUAUCGAUCGUGAUGCUGUCAUGGGGCAUGGUAAUGGCGUGCAUGGCAGCCGUGCACAAUGCAGCAGGUCUUUUGGCAAGUCGCUUUUUUCUCGGUAUAACAGAAGCUGGCUUAUUCCCAGGCGUAAUUUUCUAUCUGACAUUGUGGUACACAAGAAAGGAGCAGGCAACCCGUUUGGCACUUUUCUUUGGAUGUUCAACUUUGGCGGGUGCAUUUGGCGGUGUAUUGGCAUACGGAAUCAUGCAAAUGGAUGGCAUUCGAGGCAUGCAUGGUUGGCAAUGGAUCUUUAUCAUUGAGGCUAUUCCAACUUUGGUCCUUGCAUGCUGCACAUACUUUGCCCUUCCUGAUUUCCCGGAAACAAAGAGCAAAUUCCUUAGCGAACGUGAACGUGAAAUUAUCGUGCAUCGCCUACGAAAAGACGCUGGUCCAGCAACAGAGACCCAAUUUAGCAAGAAGCAAGUGCUUGCUGCUUUUCUGGAUUGGAAGGUGUAUAUGCAUGCAGCCAUUUUUAUUUCCUUGGUGACACCGCUUUAUUCUCUCAGUAUGUUCAUGCCAAGCAUCAUCAGUGGUAUGGGAUUUACAGCCCUUACUGCACAAGCCAUGUCGGCACCACCAUACGCAUUCGCAUGUGUUGCCACGAUCGCUGUUGCCAUGCACGCUGAUAGAAAGGGUGAAAGAGGCUUGCAUAUUGCCAUUCCUGCAGUUGUUGGUAUGGUUGGCUACGUGUUGCUUGUCACUUUGAAAGACAAAGGCUCUGUUGCCAUGUAUGUCGCUGCAUGCAUCACUGCAACUGGUGUUUUUGGUCCCAUUGCACCCAUGCUUAGUUGGUUCAGCAAUAAUUUUGGUGGCCAAACAAAACGUGGUGUGGCAACUGCUAUUAUUGUGUCGCUUGGAAACAUUGGAGGUGCUAUGGGUGGCCAAGUUUAUCAAGCGUGGGAUGCACCCCAUUACACACGUGGUCAUACUAUUUGUGCUGCAUUGAUGGCCUGUGCGAUUGUGCUAUCCGUCAUUUACAAAUUCCUGCUGAUCCGCAUGAACAAGAAACGCGAGAACAUGACCGAGGAAGAAUACAACAAGGCUUGUCAAGGCGAGGAGCUUUGUGAUCAUCAUCCCGACUUUAGAUACAUGUCUUGA
Lichtheimia ornata is the source of this 1503-nucleotide messenger RNA. RefSeq lists its product as uncharacterized. Lineage: Eukaryota; Fungi; Mucoromycota; Mucoromycetes; Mucorales; Lichtheimiaceae. The transcript is spliced from 16 exons. The record is from RefSeq and is a predicted model, not a curated record. Gene Ontology annotation, cellular component: membrane. Bases 1 to 1503 code for a protein of 500 amino acids. Gene Ontology annotation, biological process: transmembrane transport. Gene Ontology annotation, molecular function: transmembrane transporter activity.